AUGUCGAGCAGGCUUCGAUGGCUUUUCUUCAUAUCACAGUUUCUUCUCUUGCGGACGGUGCAAUCGUUUUCGGAUAUUCACAACUCAGUCAUUGGUCUUCCCCAAAUCACCUGCGAGCGCGACUUCAUCCGCUUUGAAGUGCAAACGGAAAAGCCUUUUCGGGGAAAGGUGUUCGUCAAAGGGGAAUAUGGAAAUGCACACUGUACAAGAACUUAUAACAAUGGACAUGUGAUUGGAGCAUCACCAGUCGCCAGUGCCACAAUCUCGCCCUAUUGGAGCACUUAUUCGGGAAAUCCUGCUGAAAAUCAGAAGACAACGAGAAAUCCAGAAACUCAGAAAAAUCAACAGCCUCAGAAAAAUAAUCUUGAGCACCAGGGUGGAUCGGAAACAGAUCCAUUCGACCGAGACCCCAGACAAGGCCCCAAUCAUGGAAAUUCGAAUUUCAGAAACGAUUUUGAGCAAGGUGUUCGACACAAUUCCGCCUUUGGCCCAUCUCCACCGGGGGCCAUCCCCACAUCGAGUUUUGGCGGCUCGACGAUGAAUCCUCGUUUCGGGCACGCAAGCGGCCAAGUGGACAGCGGAGAAGUGAAUGGAGCUGAGGAUACGACUCUCACUCCGAAUCUGUUGCCGACUGGAUCCCCACAGUUGAGAGUGCUCAUGGGGAAAACGGGAAAUCCGAAUUCGUCGAAUGGGAACAAUUUUGGGAGCACGGCUCGACCACCGGGCUUCUCAACUGGUCCACCUGGGAUUGAUGGAUCUGCGGUAAAUGGACAUCGGGUGGAAAAUCAGUUUGCCGGUGGGAAACCCGGGCAUAAUGGAGGGAAUUCGAUAGAUAACGAUCACGAGUGGUCACAAAGCACUCGGGCGCCGGAAGGAAGAACAACAGCGGCUCUGACAGGGCAAGGAUUUGGGCGGGAAAGUGAAAAGAUCUUUCCAUCGCAAUGCCCAUCGACAUGUGCGCCGUGUGCUUGCGAUGAUUUUGAGGAUGAUUUUGAGCAUUCGGCUCGAGGAAGGAGACAGGCUCAAAACUCGGUGACACUUGAAGUACCGUUGGGCGAGUGCAGAGCGAAACGCGAUCGAGUGGUCUCACCCCCCGGUGUCUACGUUUCAUUUGUGGCGGUGAUCUCGUUUCACGAGAAUUUCAUCACGAAACUCGAUCGAGCCUAUCAUAUAAAAUGUGCAUAUCAAGAGUCGAAUAAAACGGUUGAGACACAAAUUGAUGUUAGUAAUCCUCCACCGGAAGACUUGGCGAGCCAGUGCGACACGAAUGGAGCUGUGCUACGCCGCUUACUGGUUUGGAAUUGUACAAGAAAAUUCAAUCAUUAUAAUAUUUUCGCAAUGUAUGGUCUUCAUGUGCACUCGUGUUAUGUGGAAGAUGGAAAGGGUGAUCGACAGUUACUCAUCGAUGAAAAAGGAUGCUCGGUUGAUGCCGAUGUUCUACCCAAUCCCACCUAUACACCAUCUACAUUAUUGGCUUAUGUAGAUGCUUUUGUCUUCAAAUUCCCCGAUCGGGAGACUCUCGAUUUUCAGUGUUCAAUGUCAUUGUGCACUCGUGAAAGCGAUGGAUGUGAAGGGAUUACGCCGCCAAUUUGUGACUCAAUUGGCUCAAAUCGGAUUAGAAGGAGCACUUUUGUGGUCAGAAACAACUCAAGUCAGCAACCUGAAUGGACUCUUCACUCCCCCACCCUUACCGUCGUUGAUAUAGACAACAAUAUGGAUAGACCGACUCCAUCUGCUUGGGCUCAACCACAACUUCCACCAGCCGAGCUCUGCCUUUCCAUUGCCGCUUUUGGAGUUUUGGUCUCCGCUUCGACUUUCAUGGCCACUGUUGCAUUUGGCGCUAUUGUUGCAUUCAUAUUUCUACGAAAAUCAAGUUAU
Messenger RNA from Mesorhabditis belari, 1878 nucleotides. The record is from the annotation of a GenBank genome assembly. Lineage: Eukaryota; Metazoa; Nematoda; Chromadorea; Rhabditida; Rhabditidae.